Sphaerodactylus townsendi is the source of this 2780-nucleotide messenger RNA. It is a transcript of the gene DHRS7, whose product is annotated as dehydrogenase/reductase 7. NCBI's taxonomy places the organism in Eukaryota, Metazoa, Chordata, Lepidosauria, Squamata, Sphaerodactylidae. Gene Ontology annotation, molecular function: oxidoreductase activity. The record is from RefSeq and is a predicted model, not a curated record. The transcript is spliced from 7 exons. The coding region runs from base 71 to 1072 and encodes 333 amino acids.
GGCAGGGCAGGGCUGGCCGAGCGCUCAUAAGGCGUCCCUUGCGCCUUGCUGGCGACCUAGCCCGGCGACCAUGGCGUUGGGGCUGCUGGCCCUCUUGGCCUUGGGGGUCUUGGGCCUGAUCCUGCUGCUGCGAUUUGCGCUGCGCGCCGACGGCGACCUGACCCUCCUGUGGAGCGAAUGGCGCGGCAAGAGGCCCGAAAAGCAACUUUCUGGGAAAGUGGUCUGGAUCACGGGAGCCUCCAGCGGGAUCGGUGAAGAAAUGGCCUACCAGCUGGCAAGGAUCGGCUCUCUGCUCGUGCUCUCGGCAAGACGGGAGAACGAACUGGAGAGGGUGAAAAAGCAGUGUCUAGAGAUCAGUCGGCUGAGUGACAAAGAUAUCCUCAUUGUGCCGUUAGAUUUGAUCCAGAGAGGUACCCACGAACCGGCAACGAACACCGUCCUUAAGCAUUUUGGAAGGAUCGAUGUCCUGGUUAACAACGGGGGCCGAUCCCAGCGUUCGCUGUUUGUCGACACCAGCAUCGACGUCUACAACGCCAUUAUGGAGCUCAACUACCUCGGCACCAUCUCCUUGACAAAACAUGUCCUGAAUCACAUGAUUGAGAGGAGACAAGGGAAGGUGGUCACCAUAAGCAGCGUGAUGGGAAUCAUGGGAGCUCCCUUGGCCACUGGCUAUUGUGCUAGCAAGCAUGCCCUGCAAGGCUUCUUCAACUCUCUCCGGCCCGAACUUACCGACUAUCCCGAAAUAAGCAUCAUCAACAUUUGCCCGGGGCCUGUCCAGUCGCAGAUAAUCCAGAAUGUAUUUACUGAAGAAGUUGCAAAGGCAAAUGUCAAUGUUGGAGAUCAGUCCCAUAAAAUGACAACCGAACGCUGUGUCCAACUGACGCUGGUUAGCACUGCCAAUGACCUGAAAGAAGCCUGGAUCAGCGACCAACCGUACCUGGCCGUCUGUUACCUGUGGCAAUAUACACCUACCUGGGCUUGGUGGCUGCUGAACCGCGUGGGAAAGAAGAGGAUCCAGAAUUUCAAGAGUGGAGUGGACGCAGAUGUUUCUUACUACAAAAAGAGUUCUUGAGGAGACGCGUUCCUGCUCCUUUGUACCAAUGCCAGCACCGGACAAAGAAAUGACUGACGUCUUCCUCCGCCUCCGUUCUCUCUCUCUCUCUCUCUCUCUCUCUCUCUCUCUUUUUUAAAAAAUGUGUAGCUUUACUUCUGGCUACUAUAUAAUCUGAUCCACGCCCUGCCUGUUUUACUGUAUUCCUUUGAAUAAAUUUCUAUAUAGGAUGCUGUUUGAUACAGUAAUAUGGACAGCCGUAAAUGAUUCCUUUCUUAUAUUCCCGGGCCUCCCCAAAUGCUGUCCUUCCACAGAACAGAUACGUUCUCAAUGAAGACCAGGCUGCUAAGACCACCUUUUUGGGUCUACGGACGCCUCCGGAAUUCCGACACAGGCUGGUGGGACGGCACAAUAGGUGGCACCCAUCACAAAAUCUCAGAGAGAGUAGCCCUUCGACAUUUCAGACAGAAGCUGUGCUUGAACAAGAUGCCUUUUUAAAUGAAAGUGUUGUUUAAAAAUACUUAAAUCUUCAGCCGUGCAACGUAGAUCCUUGUGCGGUGGUUGCUGCCCAAGCAACUGUUUAAAGAUCUGCCCAGAAACUGUUGCAGGGAGCUGAGCUAUCGUACACCUGUCCCUACCUAUGUUCUAAAACACCUGGUGGGUGCCAGAAAAGGUGUCACCUGGUGUGGUGGCUCUCACGGGCACCACCGUUGUGGACUAUUAAAAACCUAUAUCCCUCCCAAGUAAUUUUCUUAAACAGCAAGGCCUUGUGCUACACGCACGCUUUCUGUAUUGUACCUUCUACCUCUGAAAUAUAAUACUAGUAGCUCAGACUGCAAGGAAUGUCUUGACCGUCUAGAGAAGGAAACCGUGCUUCCAAGGUGUUUCAGGUGCUGAAUUAGAUUAGAUGCCUCCAGAGACAUUUCCUAUACUGCGUUCCUCAUAAAGAUGAUAGUAGACCGUGUAUUCCUCCGCUAUAGAACAAAGCAUGCUGGAUCUUCUUUGUUGUAGAAUGCUCUGCCAAGGUCCUAGUGCCUAGCUAGCACUGCUCCCCCCCCAUCCGUGUGAAAGUAAAGAUGCAUCUUGGCAUAAAGGCUCUUGUAUGUUCAAUAAUGAACCAAAUAACGGCAGCACAUAAAAAGGAAUGAUAGUUCUCAUAUUUGUUAGGGACUAUAUUCUAAUGCUGAAGCGUACAACUUUCUCAACCGGUGCACCUCAACUGACCGAAGGAUCGCCUUUCUGUGGAACAGAGCAUAAACAGCCUUUCAUUGCCCAAGAACCUACUCGAGGCUAUUUUCGUAGGUGUAAAAACCUUGUUAGCAACACAAAAUAGAGGGCCCAAGGCAAUUAGCGUAAAUGCAUUAUUUCAAUGGAGCAUCCACAUGCAGGCCUGUCACACGCCUCACAGGAAAUCCUCAUAUUUCAAGCCUUCCUUGUUUCUCUCUUGGAGGGGCUCUUUUUGGAAUGGUUCUUGUAGAAAAACAGUCCUAUGGGGAAAAUGUGGUUGGAAGACGGCUCCUGACCACGUAAAUGUAGGACAGACACCCUCAACUGUGCCUAGAGCUGUGUGGGAUUGAAGCAAAGGUUCCUGCUAAACAAGAUCUUUUACCAAAGAAGUAAUACCACAUUCUCUGCAUUCAAACUGUGCAUUGUAUGAAGUGAACACAGAUGUAUGAUUCCGUGUUUUCAAGGGUUCUUUUUAUGCAAAUAAACUUUACAGUAUAAAUAA